AUGAGCGAUCUCACCAGCCUGGCACAAGAUGCCACGCAAUGGUCAACUCGAGAACUGUUGGCCGAGCUCGAGCGCCGCCAGAAUGCAACCGGGCGACCGAAGUGCGGUGGAAAGGGCCAGGGAUGGUAUGACAUGGCCGCUCACGUCUUUGCACUGUUCCUGAUUCUAGCCCUGAGCACGUUGGCAUGCGGUUUCCCCCUCAUCGGACGACGCGCGACGACCGGACGAUCGCAGAGCCGCCUCAUCUUUUACUGCCAGCACGUCGGCACCGGCGUCCUGCUCGCGACAGCCUUUGUCCAUCUACUCCCGACGGCCUUUGAGUCGCUGACCGACCCAUGCCUGCCCGAAUUCUUCAGCAAGGGCUACAAGCCGCUUCCGGGCCUCAUCGGCAUGGUCUCAGCCAUCAUUGUCGUCGGUGUCGAGUCGUACCUGACAGCCCGCGGCGCGGGGCACUCGCACUCGCACAGCCACGCCGCCUGGGACGAGCUCGACGGCGAAGACCACGACGACCACGACGACCACGACGGCAUGAACGGCCUCGCAGACCGACGCAGCCACCGCCCCGACAACCUCGCAGUGAGCGAUCCGGACGCCGAGGCCGCCGAGGGCCUGGUAGCUGGCGCCUCGCCGCUGCCCGGAUCCACGCCCACGACGACACGGCCGCGGAAGCACUCCCUCGACAAUGCCUUUGCGGACGGCGACUCGGACCUCGACCUCGACCUCGAUGAGCUGGAUCCCGUUCCCAACGGCAACGGAAGCGGCCGGUACGCGACGCUAAAGCGUGGCGGCGGCGGCGGUGGUGGUCGUGCGCGAGCCGACUCGAGCGGCCUUCCUCCACAGACACCCGAGCAGCAGAAACGUCAGAUGCUACAGUGCUUGCUGCUGGAGGCCGGCAUCCUCUUCCACAGCGUCUUUAUUGGCAUGGCGCUGUCGGUCGCUACCGGCCCUGCCUUUGUCGUCUUUCUCAUCGCCAUCAGCUUCCACCAGUCCUUUGAAGGCCUGGCGCUGGGCAGCCGCAUCGCCGCCAUUCAAUUCCCGCGCGCCUCGCCACGCCCGUGGCUCAUGGUCAUUGCCUAUGGCGUCACGACCCCCUUCGGCCAGGCCAUUGGUCUCUUUAUGCACCGUAUCUACGACCCUGCCUCGAUGGCUGGCCUGAUUACGGUUGGCUUCAUGAAUGCCAUCUCAGCAGGCCUCCUGCUCUAUUCCGGUCUGGUGCAGCUGCUCGCCGAGGACUUUUUGUCGGAGAAGAGCUUCAAGAUUCUCAAGGGCCGAAAGCGCCUGCACGCCUAUCUCUGUGUUGUUGCUGGAGCUACGCUGAUGGCGCUCGUCGGUGCCUUUGCAUAA
Molecule: messenger RNA, 1344 nt
Organism: Akanthomyces muscarius
Lineage: Eukaryota; Fungi; Ascomycota; Sordariomycetes; Hypocreales; Cordycipitaceae
Exons: 3
Coding region: 1-1344 (447 amino acids)
Biological process (GO): zinc ion transmembrane transport
Cellular component (GO): plasma membrane
Molecular function (GO): zinc ion transmembrane transporter activity
Source: RefSeq, a predicted model, not a curated record